GACUCCUCGCGAGUCUCGGCCGACGGCUGAGCGGGGCGAUCGGCCGUCUUGGGGACCCGGGCCUCCGCCAUGGGCCGCAGGAGGGCGGCGCGCGGGCCCGGCACCGAAGGUGGCCGCGCUCGGCGCGCCCAGGGCCGCUCCCUGGAGGCCUUCGCGGAGGAGGUCGGCGCCGCGCUGCGCGCGUCCGUGGAGCCCGACGCGGCCGAGGACGAGCCAGCGGGGCUGCCUUGCACGCUGGCCAUGUGGGAACUGGGCCACUGCGACCCCCGGCGCUGCACCGGCCGCAAGCUGGCCCGCUUGGGCCUAGUACGCUGCCUGCGCCUGGGCCACAGGUUCGGCGGCCUGGUGCUCAGCCCCGCGGCGGCCCAGUACGUGUCCCCCGCAGACAGACAGCUGGUGGCACAGUCAGGGGUCGCUGUCAUCGACUGCUCCUGGGCCAGGCUGGACGAGACGCCGUUUGGAAAGAUGCGGGGAAGCCACUUGCGGCUGCUGCCCUACCUGGUGGCUGCCAACCCUGUGAAUUAUGGCCGACCCUGCAAACUGUCAUGUGUGGAAGCUUUUGCUGCUACCUUCUGCAUUCUGGGCUUUUCAGACCUGGCUGUCAUUUUGCUGCGGAAGUUUAAGUGGGGCAAGGGCUUCCUGGACCUGAACCGCCAGCUCCUGGACAGGUAUGCUGCCUGCAGCAGCCCGGAAGAGGUGCUCCAGGCCGAGCAGCUGUUCCUGGCCAGUGCCAAGGAGAGACCCAAGGAGGAGGAAAUUGAUCCCUUUGACGUGGACUCAGGGCGGGAGUUUGCAAAUCCCAACAGGCCAGUGGGCAGCACCCGGCUGCCCACAGACAGCAAUGACAGUGACGAGGACGAGUCCGAGGAAGCAGAGCCCACCACUGAGAAUGGAGGAAGCGGCAACAGCAGCCCCAGAAGGGAUGAGAGGUGGGGUGAAGGGUUGGAGGCUAGUGCACCGGCAGAGGUUUGGAAAGGAAUCAAGAGACGACAGAGAGACUGAGGAUGCAGACGUGUGUAUUGCUCGAAGCUGGGUGCAGAGGAAAUCUGGAGAGGGCAGUGGGCAGCAGACAUGUGGGACCCAGACAGCCUGGCAGCCUCAGUGCCUGCAGUUGCCAGCAGGGGUGGACUGGUCUCUCCUGACACUUUUGGCACUCUCACUCCAGGGCCUGCCUUGGAGCCCUCUCAAUGAAGCUGGGGGUCAACAAGGAGACCAGCACAUGA
Messenger RNA from Choloepus didactylus (southern two-toed sloth), 1223 nucleotides. It is a transcript of the gene TSR3, whose product is annotated as TSR3 ribosome maturation factor. Gene Ontology annotation, molecular function: rRNA small subunit aminocarboxypropyltransferase activity. The coding region runs from base 70 to 1002 and encodes 310 amino acids. Lineage: Eukaryota; Metazoa; Chordata; Mammalia; Pilosa; Megalonychidae. The record is from RefSeq and is a predicted model, not a curated record. The transcript has 6 exons. Gene Ontology annotation, biological process: maturation of SSU-rRNA.